GCAUGCAUGCAUAUCCAUCUAAACUGGAGAAUCAUCGCCGAAGCUCGGAGCAGAAGGUGGGAGACCGACCAUAACGAUGUGCAGGUACCAGCAGGAUGGCCGGGAUCUGGAAGAGGCGCCGUCGAGCUCGCCGCGGCUGGUGGCGGUGUGCGUCGACAGUAGCAAGAACAGCGUGAGCGCGUUCAAGUGGGCCGUCGAGGAGACGGUCGCGGGGAACAGGAGCAGCCAGCCCCAGCCCAUCGUCCUCGUCCACGUCAAGCAGCCGGCGCAGCCGCACGUCAGGGAGAUCCUCCUCCCGUUCCGCGUCUUCUGUGCGCGCAAAGGCGUCUUCUGCAUGGACGCGGUGCUGGACGACGGCCACGGCGACGUGGCCAGGUCGAUCGUCGAGUUCGUGGCGCGCGGCGUCGUCGAAAAGCUCGUCGUCGGCGCCACCGGGAGGGGCCUCUUCCGAAGAAGGUUCAUGGCGGCCGACGACAUCCCGACGGCCAUCACCAAGGGCGCGCCCGACUUCUGCGACGUAUACGUGGUCGGCGAGGCCGGCAAGGUCUCGUCCGUUCGAGCCUCCACGGACAAGUCCCCGCUUUGGCCGGAGAUACGCAGGCUCGCCGAGGCGGCUGAGAAUUUCUGGUCGGAGAUACGCGACCUCGGCGAGGCGGCCGCUAGUCCACCGGCGGGACGUGACCGGCUGGGGCGCCGAUAUGGCGGGCCAGUUUCCAUGCCCGAUAGUAUAUUGCAAGAGAAUCAGGAGCUCCGUCGUGCCAACGAGACUCUGGCACAGCGGCAAGAAGUCCACACCCGGAUGAUUUUGAUGCUUUUCGCGGAGUUGGGUAAAGAACCGCCCCGGGAGCUCCUACACAAUAUGGAAACUCCGAGCAAUAUGAAUGGACGACAAGAGCCUGUUACUUUCAACACCCUGUUUCACAAACAGUGAUAAGCCGUCCCUUGUUCUCACAUAGCACCAUCAAAAUUGUCUAUGUUAAAUGCCACAUUAGUAUUCAGUUUGUGGUACCAUGUAUUGAACCAUUUGUAAUGAUCUUGAACAACCUUGGACGAAACAAAUACUCCCUCCGUUCCAUAGUUUGAACUAAAACCAAGACACCAAUUAUGGAAUGUAGAG
This is a messenger RNA of Triticum aestivum (bread wheat), 1117 nucleotides long. RefSeq lists its product as uncharacterized. Lineage: Eukaryota; Viridiplantae; Streptophyta; Magnoliopsida; Poales; Poaceae. The coding region runs from base 77 to 931 and encodes 284 amino acids. The record is from RefSeq and is a predicted model, not a curated record. The transcript is spliced from 4 exons.